Capsicum annuum is the source of this 1503-nucleotide messenger RNA. RefSeq lists its product as uncharacterized. The record is from RefSeq and is a predicted model, not a curated record. Gene Ontology annotation, molecular function: metalloendopeptidase activity. The transcript has 10 exons. Gene Ontology annotation, cellular component: membrane. Gene Ontology annotation, biological process: CAAX-box protein processing. Lineage: Eukaryota; Viridiplantae; Streptophyta; Magnoliopsida; Solanales; Solanaceae. The coding region runs from base 152 to 1147 and encodes 331 amino acids.
GAAUGAAAACAUUAUUUCAAUAUUGGCACUUCAUUCUACUUCAAUUUCCCUUUUCACCCCCUAAACUUCUCAAACACCACACUAUCCACAAUCCUUAGCCCCCUUAUCUCCACCAAAAAAAACUUCCAUCUCUCUUUAGAACUUUGUAGCAAUGGCUUCUUGUAUUGUUUCGUCCUUUUUACCGAAACUUUAUUCAUCAAAAAUCCUUCUUCAGAAACCACAUAGAAUAUCUAUUGGCCCAUUGACCCCGUUUCUCAAAUUUCAAGAUUCAGCUCCUUGUCAACUUCCUGCUAGAGGAUUCACUACUAUAUGCUUUUCUAGUCCCCAAAAAGGUCCUGGUUAUAAAGAAAAUGGACCUGAAUGGCCAAUUUUGAGACGCUGGGAUGUGCCAUGGAACUGGCAAACUGUUUCACUUUCUUCACUUGCAUGUGGAUUAAGUUUUGUUUUGACAGGACUAAUAGAAACAGCAUCAAUACCAUAUGUAGGACUUGAUGUAGAAGCAUUGAGCUUGGAUGAGAAGGCUGAAAUUUUGUUCGCUGAUCAAGCUAUAACAACUGCAGUUGUGCUAAUAGUCCUUUAUACUCUCACCAAGUCGUCUCAACCACUUCCUGAUGGCAUAUAUCGUUAUGAUCUGAAGGAACCUUUCAAUCUCCAAAGAGGGUGGCUUUUGUGGGCUGGAAUUGGUCUAGUGGGAGCAGUAGCUUCCAUUGCUUUAACCGGAGUGGCAAUGUCUACUUUCAACAGUGAGCCGCCACAAAGAGAGACUGAUGCUCUUGCCCGGUUACUCCCAUUGAUAGGCUCCUCAAGUAUAAGCACUGUUUCUCUGCUUGGCGUUACUGGUGUACUUGCUCCAAUUCUUGAGGAGACUGUGUUUAGAGGUUUUUUUAUGGUCGCUCUGACUAAGUGGUUACCUACACCGCUCGCAGCAGUUAUUAGUGGUGCUGUAUUUGCUCUUGCACAUCUCACUCCUGGACAAUUUCCUCAGCUAUUUGUUCUUGGGACUGCUCUGGGAUUUUCUUAUUCUCAAACGCGGAACCUUCUAACGCCAAUCACAAUUCAUGCUUUCUGGAACUCUGGUGUUAUUUUGCUUCUGACCUUCCUUCAGCUCCAAGGGUAUGAUAUCAGGGAAAUAAUACAAGGAAUUUGACUUGGGCAUCAUAAUUUUCUGGACAAAGCCAGUUAACGAUUCUCAGUCAUCUUCAUCGGCUUGUUCACAGUUUCUGAACAUAUGAACGGAUCUGAUUUUAGUUUCUGUACUUUAGGCUCAAUGCUAGUUGGAGCUUGGGUGGAAUGUGAGAAGCUAUUGUUGUUUUCUUUUUCCAAUGCCGAAUUGCUUAUGAAAAGCAGCAGAAGAAUCCACAAGGAAACUUCUGUUCAAUUCUCAAUAAUCUAAUAUACUAUUUGUUGUAGGUUGAGUACGGAGUUUCCCUCUAUUGUAUCAUUAUGUGUAGAAGUUGGUCAGGAUUAGUUAUAUGAAUGAAUCUUUGAUAGCCAUUUGCUUCA